AUUAGCGAAAACGAAAGCAAAAUGUAUAAAGAAGAACAACUCAUACCUAAUCCACAAAAUUAGGAGCAAACAAGAAAUGAAACAGCAAUCUUCAAACAGAAAUCAAUCAAAUUCAUGUAAAAAAAGAAAAAUCAAUUCCAAUCCAACCAGCCACUUUCCCCCUAAAUUCCCACCUAAAACCAAGGAAUCUCCAUCCCAUCUCCACCACCAAUCCCAUCAAUUAUGUUAACCCUUAAGCAAACUUCGUUAAUGGCCGCCACUUUCCAUUCCCACAACCCUUUCUUCUUCUUCUCCUCCUCCUCCCCCCACAAAAACCUCCCAAAUUGGCUGCGCUCCAUUUCCACCGGCCGCCGCAAUUCCCUUGCCGGACCUCCCCAACCGCUGCCGCCGCCGCCGGUACGCGGAGAUAGAGAUUCAGUGAUUUAUGGAGGUGGAGGAGUUGGGUGGUGGACGUUAGCACCACGCGCUCGACUCGUGCACGAUAAGAUUAAAGGAGGCCCUCCUAAAAUUUUAGGGUUUCGUAGCGGAUAUAAAUGUUUAUCGAUGGGGUCUAAAAGGUCUAAUUCCAAUUCCAACGAAAAACGAGGAGGGGUUUUCGGGUCAGGAUCAGGUUCUGAUUCUGCUUCUCCUCCAUCUGCCAGCUCUGAAUUUGUGGCUGAUAUGGGUUCGGAAAGCAAGGAUCAUAACAAUGUCUGGUUCCAAGACGACUUCCAUAGCCAGACUUCAUCGCCAUUAAUGCACCAACAUGAACCACAACGUUCCAAAUUGCUCACAUUGCCCACUAUUUUGACGCUUGCCCGAGUGGCCGCUGUUCCGAUAUUCGUUUGCACUUUCUAUGUUGAUAACUGGUGGGGAACGACUGCGACAACUAGUAUAUUCAUUGCUGCGGCAGUUACAGACUGGCUUGAUGGUUAUAUUGCUCGGAAGAUGAGGUUAGGUUCUGCUUUUGGUGCGUUUCUUGAUCCAGUAGCUGAUAAGCUUAUGGUUGCUGCCACACUGAUCUUACUAUGUACACAACCCCUGGAGGUUUCUGUGUUUGGUCAUAUUCCUUGGCUUCUGACUCUACCUUCAAUAGCAAUUAUUGGCAGGGAGAUAACCAUGUCUGCAGUUAGAGAAUGGGCUGCUUCCCAGAAUAGUAAGCUUCUAGAGGCUGUGGCUGUAAAUAACUUGGGGAAGUGGAAAACGGCGACACAGAUGAUUGCGCUGACCACCCUUCUGGCUAGCCGAGACAGCAGUCUUGGAGGAUCUGGAAUUGUAGUAGCAACUGGUGUGGUCUUGUUGUACAUAUCAGCUUGGCUUGCUGUGUGGUCACUAUUUAUUUAUUCCCGCAAAAUAUCGAAAGUUUUGCUUCGCUAGCACGACCCGACCCGACCCGACCUUUCGAUUAUCUUCAUUUUUGUUGGACCACAAAUGCAACAGUUAGGUUUAUCUAUCUCAUUGCCAAAAUUGACUGAUUGCUUGAUCUGUUUGUGGUAAUGCCCAAAAUUUAGAGAUUGUUGAAGCCAUUUCCCCAAGGGACUUUCAAUCUGUGGAGGGUUUCUCUAAGAAGACAGCAGCCGUAGUUAGUGACCUGCAGAAACUGGAAAUUUGGAAUGAGGUCUGGAUGUAACUACUAUAAUUUUACUACCUACCUAAAAAAAGAGUAAUUAUAAAGUGACACUUUAUCUCAUGCUCAUUGAUAUUCAAAUUCAAUCUCGAGACUUCUCGUCAAUGCUGAGAUAGACCUGACAUUUCAGGGGUGCUGAGUUUUUUCAAGUUUUGUAGAUAUAUAUAAAUAUAUAUUUUUUUGUUUUGUCUUUACAUGUUUAGAUUAAAUUUAUUUGAACUACUUUGAUGUAGUAGAACAUAUAUUGAAAUCGUCGAUUGAAGUGAGAUUCAAUUUGUUUUUAUUUGUUUGGAAAA
Molecule: messenger RNA, 1902 nt
Organism: Benincasa hispida (wax gourd)
Lineage: Eukaryota; Viridiplantae; Streptophyta; Magnoliopsida; Cucurbitales; Cucurbitaceae
Gene: PGPS2
Product: phosphatidylglycerolphosphate synthase 2
Biological process (GO): glycerophospholipid biosynthetic process
Cellular component (GO): chloroplast envelope; membrane
Molecular function (GO): CDP-diacylglycerol-glycerol-3-phosphate 3-phosphatidyltransferase activity
Source: RefSeq, a predicted model, not a curated record